AUGUCCGGCUACAACGACUACAACAACCAGCAAGGCUACGGCCAGCAAGGUUAUGGCCAGCAGGGCGGCUACAAUCAACAACAAGGCUAUGGCCAGCAGCAGCACGGCUACAACCAAGGCCAGUAUGACCAAGGCCACAACCAAGGACAGCAGCAGCACGGCUACGGCCAGCAGCAGCACCAGGGCGGUUAUGACCAGAGCGGCUACAACCAACAAGGAUACCAACAGCAAGGCCAUGACUACAACCAGAAUAGCCAGCAACAUGGCUAUGGCGGCCAGCCUCAAUAUGGACAAGACCAAUCUGCACCAGGCGGCGCUCAAGAGGGCGAGCGUGGAAUCGGAGGAGCCAUUGCUGGCGGUGUCUCCGGUGGUUUCCUUGGCGGCAAGGCCAACCAUGGUAUCCUAGGAGCCAUCGGAGGAGCCAUCGCUGGCCACUUGGCCGAAGAGAAACUCAAGAAGCACGGAAACAGCCAUGGAAGUGGCAGCCACGGCGGAAGCUCUUUCGGCUCCAUGUUCGGCGGUGGAAAGCAUUAG
Messenger RNA from Microsporum canis CBS 113480, 534 nucleotides. RefSeq names its product mold-specific MS8 protein. The coding region runs from base 1 to 534 and encodes 177 amino acids. The record is from RefSeq and is a predicted model, not a curated record. The transcript has 2 exons. NCBI's taxonomy places the organism in Eukaryota, Fungi, Ascomycota, Eurotiomycetes, Onygenales, Arthrodermataceae.